This is a messenger RNA of Gallus gallus (chicken), 3323 nucleotides long. RefSeq names its product MAPK activated protein kinase 3 (gene MAPKAPK3). Gene Ontology annotation, molecular function: ATP binding; calcium/calmodulin-dependent protein kinase activity; calcium-dependent protein serine/threonine kinase activity. The transcript has 12 exons. The record is from RefSeq and is a predicted model, not a curated record. Gene Ontology annotation, cellular component: cytoplasm; nucleus. Gene Ontology annotation, biological process: toll-like receptor signaling pathway; response to cytokine; intracellular signal transduction. The coding region runs from base 402 to 1580 and encodes 392 amino acids. Lineage: Eukaryota; Metazoa; Chordata; Aves; Galliformes; Phasianidae.
GGGACUCCGCGCCGGGAAGCGUCGGCCGGGGCCGCGCCGCCACGGGCCAGGUAACGUCCUCCGGCGGGGCCCGAACCCCCGGGCCGUGUCACCUCGCGGGGCGGGCCGAGGGUUGGCCCGGGGCGCGGCGCCCGUCGCGUCUCCUUUCCCCCCCCACCACCCCACCCUGCCGAGGGCCGCAGGUGGGGGCUGUCGGCACGGCGCCGGAUGGGGGGGGGAGGCCGCCGGGGGUUCUCGGCGCAAAACGAAGAGUCAGCAGCCGUUGCGAGCGCCGGGCUCCGCCGAGGACUUUGGUCCGAGGACUCGAUGGCGGGCGCUGUGUGAGCGGGCCGAGCGCGCCGGGGGACGGAGCGGAAGGGUCGCCCGGUGGGCGUCGCGGUGGCCGCGGGCUGUCGCCUGCUAUGGAACGCGAUGGAGGAGAGCAGGAAUCCCAGCCCGAGAGCCACGUGGAGAGCAGGAGCGGCGUGAAGCCCGUGCCCGGGGGAGCGGCCCACGUCAAGCUAGAGAUAAAGAAACACGCCGUCACGGAUGACUACAAGCUGUCCAAGCGGGUGCUGGGGUUAGGAAUCAACGGCAAAGUGCUGGAGUGCUUCCACAAGGAGACGGGGCAGAAGUGUGCUCUGAAGCUCCUGUAUGACAACCCAAAAGCUCGUCUGGAAGUAGAAUAUCACUGGCGAGCAUCGGGUUGUCCCCACAUUGUCCACAUUCUGGAUGUUUAUGAGAACAUGCAUCAUGGAAAGAGAUGCCUCCUCAUUGUCAUGGAAUGCAUGGAGGGGGGAGAGCUGUUCAGCAGGAUCCAGGAGAGAGGAGACCAAGCUUUCACCGAGAGAGAGGCCUCUGAAAUAAUGAGAGACAUCGGCACAGCCAUCCAGUAUCUGCACUCAAUGAACAUUGCCCAUAGAGACGUCAAGCCUGAAAACUUGCUUUACACGUCAAAAGAAAAGGAUACUGUACUUAAACUCACAGACUUCGGCUUUGCCAAAGAAACCACUGUACAAAAUGCACUGCAGACCCCCUGUUACACUCCUUAUUAUGUGGCCCCAGAAGUCCUUGGUCCUGAAAAGUAUGACAAAUCGUGUGACAUGUGGUCUCUGGGUGUCAUCACAUACAUUCUCCUGUGUGGGUUCCCUCCAUUCUACUCGAACACUGGACAAGCUAUUUCUCCUGGGAUGAAGAGAAGAAUUCGAAUGGGGCAGUAUGGGUUUCCCAAUCCAGAAUGGGCUGAAGUAUCAGAAGAAGCCAAACAACUGAUUCGCCACUUACUGAAGACUGACCCAACAGAGAGGAUGACAAUUUCCCAAUUUAUGAAUCACCCUUGGAUUAACAGAUCGAUGGCAGUGCCACCAACGCCUCUUCAUACCGCACGGGUCCUGCAAGAGGAUAAGGACCACUGGGAUGAAGUUAAAGUGCCUCACCUACUGUUUGUACUGAUGGCAGUUGAAUGCUUCCUGCAAAGUGCAACCAUAGGGCAGACUAAAAGUUGUUUGCAAGCCUUAACUCUUUCCUGCUGGCCUUUACCAGGAGGAGAUGACCAGUGCUUUGGCUACCAUGAGGGUGGACUACGAUCAGGUGAAAAUUAAAGACUUGAAAACAUCCAACAAUCGCCUCCUGAACAAACGCCGCAAGAAGCAGAAGCAGUCCGGCACCUCUUCUGCAGCCCCAGGGUGCAAUAACCAAUGAGAAGAGAAGCCAAGGACCUGUGGGUGGAGGGUAAAUGUGUUAGAAGGAACAAUUUAAAAUGAAUAAGUACGAUCAGCUCAGUUGACUGAGUACCACGAACUCACAGAGACUGCAAAGAAUCUGUCCUGCAAAGAGGGAGCAGGGGGAAAGAUAACAUUUUUUUUAUCUUGAAUCAGGGCUUUGCUUAUAAAGGCUACUUUAUAUGAUAUGAUUCUGUUUGCAUAUUGCGAGGGAAGGUAUAAUGGGGUUUUGGCUUUAACUGUGUUGGAUGAGUGGAGACAACAGGAGACAGUCUCAGCAUGCUAGUGCGCUGAGGCUUUAAUAGCUAUCUACAGGAGUAACUUCUGCUGCCAUUUUAAAACAUGGGAAUAGAAAAAAUGCCAAGUGUUCUGCUUGGAGUGUUGUAGGAGUUCAAGUGUGAGUACUGAAAAAGGAGAAAAAUGCCAAUGCUUUUCAUACGAGUAGCACAGGUGCAGUUCUACUUUGGAUGUAUGUGGACAGCAUUUCAUGCUAGAAUAGAUAGGAAUAGUCAGUGUUUCCAAACAUAUCUCCUAUAGCUCCAGAAUAUCGUCUAAGCAGUGAACAGUUAUUCCUGUUGUAGGGAAAAAAAAACAUCCAUACAUUUCCAUUUUCACAAAGUCUUCAUGUGGUCUUACGUAAUGAUUUGGGUUUGUUGUGGUUUCUCCUCUAAUUAGACGUUCAUUUUAUAAAUGUAACCAUUAUGUUGCAUCUAUACCACUGUCAGAUUCCUCUCUUGUGAUGUUUUUAAUUUAAACGGUGCUUCAUGCCAAGAGUUUUAAUUAGGAUUUAAUUAGUCACAAAUGUACUGCCGGGAAUGUUGCGGUUCCUCUUGGAUUCGCCGUGUCCAGGGUGUGCAGCUGGACAUGCAACUGUGUAUGAGAGACUCGAUCUGGAAGAGAGACUUCUGAAACUCAGGAGGAAAUGGCACCUUCUGUGAGUAGAGCCCAGUGUCUGCCAGCAUCCCUUCCAGCAAUUACCUCCAGAUCCUGUGCCUGAGAUGUGCUGAUCGUAUCCUGUUUGGGGGUGUUGGGAUUGGUUUGUUUCUUGGGAGCAAAGAGGGAGAGGCUGCUGCUUUAUUUGUGAUGUUUUGACAGUAUUUCUGGAUCCAAAGAUUUCCAUCACCUGUGGGAAACUACCUUUAAGGAUAUGCACUCUUUUUUUUUUUUUUUUUUUUUACUAUUCUAAUUCUUGUUUUAUCGUAUCCUAGCCUUGGUUUGCUAAUUUGUUUUACUUCACGAUCAAAAUAUUUUCUCUUGCUCUAUGAUGUAGGGUUUUUUUAGUUGAGGUAAAGCAAAUGUUUGUAAAAGUAUUAUCAGAGUCUAGAAUGAAAAUUAUAUACUUCCACUGAUGCAGGCAAAAACUGCUUUGUGGUUGGCAUACGCAGUGCUGUUGUGUUAGUAGCCUGAGAAGGUUAAAAGAGAAGGGAAAACAGGACUCCAGGGAGGGCCUGAGGCCCAGAUCUGACCGCAGGAUGGGAUUGUUAAACCCAACGAAGACCUGCUCGAGGCUUCCAGCCCUUUCUGGAGAGUCCUGUUCCCAUCUUACAGCAUUGGACGAGGCCUCCAUUCUUCUGUGUUGAACUAGGGUUUUAUAAACUGAUUUUAAUAAACCACGUUCCAACA